Molecule: messenger RNA, 1503 nt
Organism: Trichobilharzia regenti
Lineage: Eukaryota; Metazoa; Platyhelminthes; Trematoda; Strigeidida; Schistosomatidae
Source: the annotation of a GenBank genome assembly
AUGCUUAUUUAUGACAAAUUACCAAGCCAUUUUUCAACAGCCUGCUCUCACCACACUACUACUACUACUACUACUACUACUACUACUACUACUACUACUACUACUACUACUACUACUACUACUACUACUACUACUACUACUACUACUACUACUACUACUACUACUACUACUACUACUACUACUACUACUACUACUACUACUACUACUACUACUACUACUACUACUACUACUACUACUACUACUACUACUACUACUACUACUACUACUACUACUACUACUACUACUACUACUACUACUACUACUACUACUACUACUACUACUACUACUACUACUACUACUACUACUACUACUACUACUACUACUACUACUACUACUACUACUACUACUACUACUACUACUACUACUACUACUACUACUACUACUACUACUACUACUACUACUACUACUACUACUACUACUACUACUACUACUACUACUACUACUACUACUACUACUACUACUACUACUACUACUACUACUACUACUACUACUACUACUACUACUACUACUACUACUACUACUACUACUACUACUACUACUACUACUACUACUACUACUACUACUACUACUACUACUACUACUACUACUACUACUACUACUACUACUACUACUACUACUACUACUACUACUACUACUACUACUACUACUACUACUACUACUACUACUACUACUACUACUACUACUACUACUACUACUACUACUACUACUACUACUACUACUACUACUACUACUACUACUACUACUACUACUACUACUACUACUACUACUACUACUACUACUACUACUACUACUACUACUACUACUACUACUACUACUACUACUACUACUACUACUACUACUACUACUACUACUACUACUACUACUACUACUACUACUACUACUACUACUACUACUACUACUACUACUACUACUACUACUACUACUACUACUACUACUACUACUACUACUACUACUACUACUACUACUACUACUACUACUACUACUACUACUACUACUACUACUACUACUACUACUACUACUACUACUACUACUACUACUACUACUACUACUACUACUACUACUACUACUACUACUACUACUACUACUACUACUACUACUACUACUACUACUACUACUACUACUACUACUACUACUACUACUACUACUACUACUACUACUACUACUACUACUACUACUACUACUACUACUACUACUACUACUACUACUACUACUACUACUACUACUACCACUACUACUACUACUACUACUACUACUACUACUACUACUACUACUACUACUACUACUACUACUACUACUACUACUACUACUACUACUACUACUACUACUACUACUACUACUACUACUACUACUACUACUACUACCACUACUACUACUACUACUACUACUACUACUACUAAUAAUAAUAAUAAUAAUGGUUACAAUUUCAAGGAGUUGAACAAAAGUAACAUUUGUGUAAUUACUUAA